Molecule: messenger RNA, 6741 nt
Organism: Acanthopagrus latus (yellowfin seabream)
Lineage: Eukaryota; Metazoa; Chordata; Actinopteri; Spariformes; Sparidae
Gene: pskh1
Product: protein serine kinase H1
Exons: 4
Coding region: 1053-2369 (438 amino acids)
Biological process (GO): protein phosphorylation
Molecular function (GO): protein kinase activity; ATP binding
Source: RefSeq, a predicted model, not a curated record
UGUCUGGCUGUGGGAAGGUGGUCCUGGUCCUGGUAGAAAAACACCGUCCAGUAAAAGCGACCAACGGAGCAACUCUGCGUGUUUUUGUUCAGUCCCGUCAUUUCCAAAACACAGCACGAACCUUCGGAACUGACGCAGAAAGUUGCUGACAAUGGAAGUGAUGGAUUUGAGUUCUUUGUCAUCGGGAAUAAAGUUGGGAAACUACGAGGUGAAAAUGGAGAGCCCAGCUGAGUGAGAGUGGGGUGAGGAGGCUGGGUUUGGCAAAGUUGGGAGUCCUGCCCUGCCGCUAGCAGGCUAGUUAGCACGCUUAAACUGUUCCGUUGUCUCGGAUAAGUAAUGAGAGCUUCACUCCGCUGCUCUCCAGCCUGCGAUUCUCCAGGGGAGCUGCUUUAUCUGCAGCAAGACCAAAGCUGACAUUACAGCGUCUCCCAAUGGAUCGAAGCAGAGUGGAUGAUCGUAUUUUCUUUGGAUGGUCUGCGUGACUGUUUCUGCAUUUCUCCAAAAGGCAGCCACAUUUAAGCCGGUCUUGCUUCCUCUCCCCGCCCCAAUCGAUAAUUUUCUUGUCGUGAGCGUGAAUACUAACUAAUAUUCUCUCAAACAUUGAACAUAUCACGCUGUCUGAGAUGGGGCCCCGGUUGUUUCUUCAAGGGGCUUGAAGUACCCCUUUCCUGCCAACAGUGCAGCCUGGCUGUAUGUGCGAGACCCACCAGCAGAGGCCCGUGAAAGAACUUGUUAAAAGACAACCAACAGUACAGCACUUGCUGAUGGAGCCGAAAUGCACAAUGUGCUCGCCCAAAAUAUAUUCAUGAACUCUUGGACUUUUUAAACUGGACUUAAGUGGACGUAUCAGGUGUAUUCAUGAACUGUGAUGCUGAUGCCAGCUCAUCAGGACUUGAGUGGGUAUAAUCAGCUUUAUUCAUGAACCCCCUGUCUGAGUCUGGGUACGGGCUGGAUGUUGGAUACCCUGAGUGUGUUGAAUCAGCUGUUGCGGUGAUGAGGCAGGGCUCCUGGUGGCCUGUGAGGCUGACUGGGCAGCGGCCCAAGGUGAUGUGAUGGGGUGCAGGAACAGUAAGGUCCUCCCUGAGCCUCCAGGGGACGUUCAGUUGGACCUGGUCAAAAAGGUUGAUCCUCUCCCACCUCCUCAGACAGAUAUCUAUAAGCACUUCAUAAGAGGGGAUGGCACUAGAAGCAAGACGGGUGGGGCUGGUGGAGGGGGAGGUGACAAAGCUGACUCCACCUCCCAAUGUCAGGCCCAGGCCCAAGCCCAAGCCGCCACUCCCACUGCUUCCGCUCAGCCCCCUAAGGACCCGUCAGAACUGUCCGACCCUCAGCGGAAGAAGGUGGCAAAAUAUCGAGCCAAGUUUGACCCCCGGGUCACAGCAAAGUAUGACAUUAAAGCUCUGAUAGGUCGCGGGAGUUUUAGCCGCGUUGUUCGCGUGGAGCACAAGAGCACGCGACAGCCGUACGCCAUCAAGAUGAUCGAGACACGUUACCGGGAGGGGAGGGAAGUGUGCGAGUCUGAGCUGUGCGUUCUGCGACGCGUCCGUCAUACCAAUAUAAUCCAGCUGAUGGAGGUCUUUGAGACAGCAGAACGUGUCUACAUGGUGAUGGAGCUUGCCACUGGAGGAGAGCUCUUCGAUCGGAUUAUUGCACGUGGCUCGUUCACAGAACGGGACGCCACGCGGGUGCUGCAGAUGGUGCUGGAUGGCGUCAAGUAUCUUCACACUUUGGGGAUCACUCACCGAGACCUAAAACCAGAAAACCUGCUCUACUACCACCCUGGAGCCGAUUCCAAGAUCAUCAUCACUGACUUUGGUUUGGCCAGUAGCAGGAAGAAAGGGGACGAGUGUCUGAUGAAGACCACAUGCGGCACGCCAGAGUACAUCGCCCCAGAGAUCCUGGUGAGGAAGCCUUAUACAAAUGCUGUAGACAUGUGGGCGCUGGGGGUGAUUUCGUACAUCCUGCUGAGUGGAACCAUGCCCUUCGAGGACGACAACCGCAUGAGGCUGUACCGGCAGAUCCUGAAGGGGAAGUACAGCUUCUCUGGAGAGCCGUGGCCCAGCGUGUCCAACCUGGCCAAAGACUUUGUAGAGCGGAUUCUAACCGUGGACCCCAGCGAGCGGCUCACAGCUGGCCAGGCCCUCAAGCACCCCUGGAUCGUCAGCAUGGCCGCCUCCUCCUCCAUGAAGAACCUGCAGCGCUGCAUAUCUCAGAACCUCUUGAAGCGGGCGUCGUCACGCUGCCACAGCACCAAAUCGGCCCAGUCUACUCGCUCAAGCCGCUCCACCAAAUCCAACAAAGCACGGCGGGUGCGAGAGAAGGAGCUGCGCGAGCUGAACCGUCGAUAUCAGCAGCAGUACAAUGGCUGAGAUACGGCGCGUGACAGCCAAGGGACUGUAGCCGACCUUGUGUUUUGGGGGGGAAACAGCAUGACAGUGACUGAACCUUUAAAAUGACUCCCACCAUUUGAAGUUGCUGCAAGUAUUAGAGGCUAAAAUGGCUUUAAGCCCCAAAUCAUUGCCUUUCAAAAAAAAAAAGAAAAAAAAAAGACGACAGUGACUUGACUACAUCCAUUGCUACCAGCAGAAGUUGAAUUAAGGUUGACUGCUGCCAGUUCAGACUUGAGAAUGAGUCAAAAACGAUCCUGAAGACAAUGUAAUCUAAGUUCAUGUGUCUCCUCAUGAGCACAGAAAAGGACACACUAGGUUACAUCAUCUCUCCAUCCAUUUCUCCACCUUUUCUCUGGCAGGAUGGUGCCUUCCACUCCUUUGCUUUUGUUCCUUCAAUCCCUGUGUCUCUACAUAUUUAUUUAUUAUUGUUGACAUGAUUAUUAGUCUCCAUUCAAAUGGUCACUGGAUAAUGACCUUCCACGAGGAUCUGUUGAACAGAGUUCUGGGUACUGAAGUUUGUAAGAAGAAAAGGAGGGGAAAACAAACUCCCUUCACUCACUCCUGAUCGAAAAUUGCUGUGAAUUUAUUAUUGUACUAAUUGUGCAGACCUUGUCUUAAGAUGUGGGUGAUGGAAACGCAACAGCCACACCCUUAGUGGUCAAAAUGAAGGCGUAUUUUUUUGGUAGUCAAUUCUAAGCUUAUCUCAUCUUGCCAUUAUUGCUCUCAUUGUUUUAAAGCUGUCAGAAGAUUGUGAAGCUGUUUGUGUCAGUGUUAAAUCUUUACUGUGUCAGAAUAGACAAUAUGCCAGACCACCCCUCUCUGAAAGAUUCUUCGAGAUCACUAUAAUCACUCAUGAAGGACCUGCUAUGAUCCCUUCGCGUUAGAGCAGUAUUACAAUAAGUCAUUGUCUUUAUAAGGAUAUGUGGUCAUUUUGGUUGUUGUGUGGUUUUACAUUUUCAUUGUUGGUUUCCGUUAGAAUGGCACAUGUUGUAUGCAACAAUGAGAGCAAAGCUCUUUGUUAUAUAGGACCAGUUCCAGUUGUACCAGUUCUUUGUAAGUUCAAACUUAGCCUGGUUAUAAGAAAAAUGUUCACCAAGUGGAGAUUUUUACAUCACUCAAUUGAAACAGGUUGCACCACACAAACUAGUUAGGCAAAGGAAUUAGUUGUCACUAAAUAUUUAUUACAUUCUGUUCCAUAACUGAACCCACUGAAGAAGCUAAUAUUAGCUUGCUAUUAGCUGACAAGUUUAGACUGAGUAGUAAAGAAGAUAUUUGACCUGACAUUUGAAGUAUUUAGGUAACUUGGAAUUAAGAAUAUAUUUACCAAAACCAUACUUAAAAGAGAAUUACAAAAUAUUAUGCCAAAAACACUAACACUUUUAGCUAGGUUAGCAUAACCAGAUGGUUUCAACUCAAUCAAAAUUGCAAAAAUGAUUCUUAAAAGAAUGAUCAUAUGAAAUAAAGCAUUGUAAUACAUUUACAAAGCAUUAAGAUGUGGUUUACCCCUUUAACCAGAUUAUUGGAAGGUAUGCUACAGUUUAUGAUGCUACAUUGGCUUCCUGUUUACAUGUCCAUUACUUUACCCGUUAAGAACUUGGACAUUUCUCAAGUUUCAUGGUAUAACCUGAUUUAGUAAUUGACUAGUUUGGAACUAGCUAAUUAUUGUCAUAAACUUCACUUACAAAAGUUUGACUGGAUUUACAAAUGGCAGGUGCAACCCAAGUCCUGCCAUUUUGCUAGCUAGCCUCUGUUUCACUAUCAUCUGUAACUCAGUGAGUUCUUUUAAACAAUAUAUGUUUUAUCUUACAACACAUCACACCAGUUUUAGCCAUUGGCAUGCUGUCAAGUAAGUGUCAAUCAUUCUCUUGUUGGCUCACUGUACUUUUACUAGUUGACCAGAGGCUAGGUGAGAGGGCACGUCAGCAUUUUCUUCAGUUUCCAAAGGUUGCCCGGCACAGUAGUUCUUCGGCAGGUUAUGGGGAGCCGGCAGAAUAACAACUGUGUACACUCUUGACCAAAAUGCAGGAAACCACUGAAAAUAUGAGAAUGAUGUAGAGGUUAAUCAAAUAACGGUUGUAUGCCAAUUUGUCUUAUGUAUAUGUGAUUUUUAAAACAUUUUGAAUCAAAGAACCAAGCACAUCCAACCAUGCAUUCAUAAGUUAGUAUGUAAGGUUACCUUUUGUCUGUAAGUGCACUUAAAUCUGAAUAGAUUCCAAAGGCUGAACUCAGUUUAUCAGACCCAUAACACUGAUAGUAAUACAGUAGGUUGAAGCUCUUGUGUUGUGGAAUUUCAGCUCGCAUGGAGAAAACUCAGAAGAUUUUUCUCCCUCAAUACAUACUACUAGUACUCCCUUUGUCAGUCUGAAUCAUGACCAGUGAAUCAGUCCAGUACAUUUCAUGUGUAGAUGGCCCACAUCAUUACACAAUAAGGUUCUGCAACUGCUGCAUUGUUCAUAGCAGUUCAUAUAACAGCAGUUAUCUUAAAUGAGACUAGAGUAGGGAUUGUGUUUUUGUGAAACUGUGGUAAAUUGAGGUAGUAAACGGCUGUUCAAGCAAAGUGAAAUGAAUAAUGGAUGCAACUUUUAGUUUGAUCAUCAUAUCCGUGUUUACAAGACUGAUUGCAAUUGAUUCAUCUCCAUCUUCAAAUAUGUGAUAUUUGAUUAUUGAUUUUUGAAUUUCCCAAAAGAAGCAUAACUUCAAGAUUUAGAAAAACUGAUUGGGAUUAUUGAAUUUUUUUUUUUUUUUUUGCUUUCUUUCUGUUUUUGGAAAUGCACUUAAUCGAUAGUUCAGUUACGUUCAAAUGUGUUUUUGUAAUUGCAGCCUUCAUCUUUAUUGGACCUGUCCAUCGCAUUUUCAUGUAUUUUGCCCCUCAGAACACUCCCAGUGUUAGUCCGUUGCUACAGUGUGUUCUGUUCUUCUUUAUAUGAGCAUUGUGCUGUGAUCCACCCCAGACUUUUAAAGUGUGUUGCUGUUGUGAACUCUUUUUUUUUUUUUUUAAAUACAUACUGGAAACCUAACUGAGCCAUGUCAGGUGACCUCAGUUUUUCCGUUCUUCUUUGUCUUUUUGUCCUUUGCUGGUUCCAUGACACUUUGUAAUCUUUCUUUUUCCAUUUUCCUUGAUUCAUAAUCUUUGUCCCACUGCUGUUUCCUGUCCUGAUGUCUCACACCUUGAUGGGACUAAAAUGUUUAUAAAAGACCUUAAGUGAGGCUGACAUUGGAACUGGUAUUGUUACACUCAAAUGUUGUUUUAACAUCAAACGCACACGCUCUGUAUUCUUGAAAAGUCCUGCACAGAGAGAAAAGCUCUGUCCUCUUUAAAAACAGAUUUUGGUCAAAGUAUCACUUUAAAGUGUGAUACUCUGCAACAUACAGUAGUUCUGGUCAUGAGUUCAUGAAUGGUAUGUGAAAUAAACAGUAAAAUCUAAGCUUUACGACUGGCAGUCAAAGUAAUUGUUUGGACUCAAAGAAAUUGCUGUGGUAGAACUAACCAGCAGCAUUGUUGGGUGCCUGUUGUAUACCAUGUUCAGUGAACCAAUCAGUCCUUUAGCAGAUUUGCAGAAUGUCAGCACAUUUGUAAAAGUGUUUCCUGUCCUGUUUUUAUAUAUCUGUGUGAUUUUAUAUAAAUGCUGUCAUCCUAAAUGAAGUAGCCAGCUCAACACUGUUACCUGAAAACAGUUGUUCAUCUUUUGUUAUUGUGUGUCGAAAUGAAUGAUAACACUUUGAUUCUUCUACCAUUAACUUUUUUAUUUUUUUAAACGGUGAGUUGUACGUGCUAAUAAAACACUCGAACCUGACUCGCCGGAGUGCUUUUAGAUUUUUUUUUCAUCAUCAUUCUCACAGAGCAAGCCUGUUUGUGACCGGUCCAAAAGAUUACAAGUGUGUAUGAUUGUGCGUGCGUGCGUGUGUGUGAAUUGCACAACAAGAUUACACUUACUUGCAGGUUCAUUAGUUCACUGUUUUUAUUCCCUCCUCCACCUCAGUGCGCAUAACCAUGGAAUGUUAUGAAGCUGGACUUAAUUCAGCACAGAAAUUAGGCCACUACUUCACUGGGGGGAAAAGCCCAAUAUAAUUUAAAAUAUAAGAUGAAUGUCCUUUGGAAACAGGCCAGACUGAAACACAACUUGGUGCAUAAAUUGUCCUUUUGUGUAACUUUAAAGCUUUAUUUUCCCUGAGGCUUUUUUGUAUGAGCAAUAAACUAAAUGACUGUAAUGUGAAAGGGGUCGUGUUAAGUAACAACUUUAAUUUGAAAAAUAUCUGAUUUAAUUUUGGUUUUACAGCACAUUUGCCAUAUGGUUCAGCCUCACUGCUCUCAUCAACCUUGAUUCUAUCCGCAGCUGUUUUCAUAAAAAAA